Molecule: messenger RNA, 663 nt
Organism: Aspergillus alliaceus
Lineage: Eukaryota; Fungi; Ascomycota; Eurotiomycetes; Eurotiales; Aspergillaceae
Exons: 1
Coding region: 13-660 (215 amino acids)
Source: RefSeq, a predicted model, not a curated record
CUCCUCUUCCGCAUGGACGCACCCAUCGAGCAAGACCUCCCGGAGGUACCCGUCCUGGUCGAGAGCGACGAAGUCGCCUUAGAUCACGAAGGCAAACCGAUCCGCGACUUCCCAUUCCUCCCGCGGUACAUCACAUGCAGCCCCGUCGGCUGGCUCCUCGAGUACUGGAUGCGUAGUGAUAAUCGCCUGGCCUACCGCGAUAUCCGCGCCCGCAUGGCCUGUCCUGUUCGGCUCAAGCCCGCCGAAAACGCGCUGAACAUGCGUCGAGAACGCGAUGGUCGUCGCCCCCUCCACUUGUCCUGCUGGACUAAUCGUCGCGGAACACCAGGCCGUAUUAACAAAAUCGAUAUCGAGCGUGUUGAGCACUGGUCGAUAGAUCAGGCUCGCUUCAACACGACUAUGAAUAUCGUGUAUGCGGACGGUGGGAGUGGUGCGCCUUUGUGCCUUGCUGAUCGGGCGCUGGCUUCGCACAGCCCCACGAACUAUCCGUUGGACUUUUUCCUCACGCAGGGCAGAGGGGAAAUCCCGAGUGAGCGCGUCUGGGCCUCUCAGAAUAUUUUCUUUAGGCUUUCUGAGCGCGCGAAUGAGUUGGGGCUUGGGUCUUGGAAAGAGUUGCCGGAGGAAUGGCCUGAUACAUUCAGGCAUAAUGUUAAUCGGUGAGGU